Pyricularia pennisetigena is the source of this 1215-nucleotide messenger RNA. RefSeq lists its product as uncharacterized. The transcript has a single exon. Gene Ontology annotation, biological process: cell wall organization; carbohydrate metabolic process. The coding region runs from base 1 to 1215 and encodes 404 amino acids. The record is from RefSeq and is a predicted model, not a curated record. Gene Ontology annotation, cellular component: fungal-type cell wall; extracellular region; cell surface. Gene Ontology annotation, molecular function: 1,3-beta-glucanosyltransferase activity; glucan endo-1,3-beta-D-glucosidase activity. NCBI's taxonomy places the organism in Eukaryota, Fungi, Ascomycota, Sordariomycetes, Magnaporthales, Pyriculariaceae.
AUGCGUGUCUCAUUUUCCCUUUUCACCGCCCUUGCGGCCGUUGCCGCUGCAGAGAACUACCUGGGUUUCAACUCGGGCUCAACAAAGGCCGACUACUCUGUCAAGGUCAAGGCCGAUUUCUUGCAAGAGUUCAAGACGGCACAGAACCUCGAGGGUGCCCCCGGCGUCUUCAACGCCGUCCGUCUGUACACCAAUAUCCAGGGCGGUACCCAGGACGAUCCCAUCUCAGCCUUUGAGGCCGCCAUCGAGACCAAGACCAAGAUCCUGCUCGGCAUCUGGACCUCGGGCACCAACUCGAUCGAGAAGGAGCUGAACGCUCUGCAAAAGGCCGUCAAGCAAUACGGCAGCAAAUUCACCGACCUCGUCAUCGGUAUCUCGAUCGGAUCCGAGGAUCUCUACCGCAACUCGGUGACUGGUGUGGCCAACAAGGCUGGCGUUGGUGCUCAGCCCGACCAGCUGGUUGCCUUCAUCGGCGACUUCAAGAAGGCCUUCAAGGACACUGCCCUUGGAAAGACCCCGGUCGGCCACGUCGACACCUGGGACGUCUGGCCCAACGCGACCAACAAGGCCGUCCUUGACGCCAUCGACUGGGUUGGUGUCGACGAGUACCCUUACUACGAGAACGGCAAGGGCAACAACAUCAAGAACAGUGGCAACCUGUUCGACAAGGCCUACAACGCCACCAUCCAGGCCGCCGGCGGCAAGGCCGUCUGGGUCACCGAGACCGGCUGGCCCUCGAGCGGUCCCAACUGGGACCAGGCCGUUCCCUCAAUCGAGAACGCCAAGUACUACUGGCAGGAGAUUGGCUGCCGUCAGCUGUUCAACAAGGUUCCCACCUUCUGGUACAACCUCCGCGAUAGCAACCCCGACAACAAGCAGCAGUUCGCCAUCACCAAGGACCUAUCCACCAAGCCCCUCUUCGACCUCAAGUGCCCGACCACCUUCGACACCGACAAGCAGCGCCAGGCCAACAGUGCCAGCAGCGGUGGCAACAGCAGCACUGGCAACAGCAGCGGUGGCAACAGCACUGCUGGCAACAGCUCCAGCACCCCCAGCACCGCCAGCGGCUCCUCCAACUCUGGAAGCAACACCAACCCCUCUGCUGCCGGCUCCACCUCCAAGGCUCCCAGCAGCGCUGCUGGUAUCAUUGAGGUUCUUCCCGUCGCCGCCUACGCUGGUCUUGCUGUCAUUGGUGGUGCGCUUGCCAUGUACUAA